AUGACGAUGGGUGAACGAAAAGGAGAUGAUGAUCGUUUUGUGGAUACUUUAUGUCGAAAUACGAAUGUUCAAGCGGCAAUAAAUCGCUUCGAUUUACAAAGACCAAUUCAACCGGGAAUCCCCCGACCGCGUUUAACACCGCCAACAAAUGAGCACAAAAGCUCGCCCGAGUCCACGAUUUUAAACGAUUUUCCGCGAGUGAAAAACUAUAUUCCGAAGAACAACAACAAUCUUUCUGGUUCACGAGAUGAGGAAAUGCGUCGAAUCUCUUCAAAUAAAGCGUCAAAUUUUGAAAGACGAAUAGAAAGAGGGGAAACGAAAGAAGCAAAAAAUUCAAAUAUUCUUCUCCGAAAGUCGCCACCAAAUUCGGAAAGAAGAGAAGACAGAGAAUUGUAUUCGAGAAAGUAUGAUGGAUCGAGUGGUGGAGGGAAAUUUAAACCGGCAAAUUUUGGAGCAGGAAUGCUUGGUGUUUAUGAUGAUUUGAUCAAGAAAAGUCCGAAAGAAAAAGAAAUCGAAAUCGACGGAGAUUCGAUGUCUUUAGAUGGAGAUGUAAGCAGUGUGAUGUCGACAAAAGAAAUCAAAGAAAUUUAUGGUAAACGAAUAAUUACCGGCACACAGGAGAAUCAAAAAGAGAAAAGCAACAAUAAAAUCGUCAAUCCACCGCCUGUCACUUUUGAGGAAAUGAAAAAUAAACUUGAUCCUGAGGCGAUUUUCACUAAACAAGAUCGAAUUGGUAGAGGAUCAUUUGGAGAAGUUUACAAAGGAAUCGAUAAGAGAAAUGGACAGGUUGUCGCCAUAAAAAUAAUCGAUUUGGAACAAGCCGAAGAUGAGAUUGAAGAUAUUCAACAAGAGAUUCAGGUUUUGAGCCAAUGCGAGUCUUCCUUUGUGACCAAAUACUAUGGCAGUUAUUUGAAGGGAUCAAAACUAUGGAUUAUCAUGGAAUAUCUUGGCGGUGGAUCAGCUCUCGAUUUGACGAAAAGCGGGAAAUUGGAUGAGAAUCAAAUUGCCGUCAUUUUGAGGGAAAUUUUGAAGGGUCUUGAAUAUCUUCAUUCUGAAAGAAAAAUCCAUCGUGAUAUUAAAGCGGCCAACAUUUUGUGCGGUGAACACGACGGAAUCGUGAAAUUGGCUGAUUUUGGGGUGGCCACUCAUUUGUGGACAAUAACAGCCAAUGUCCUUGUUUCUGAACACGGUGAUGUAAAAGUUGCCGACUUUGGUGUGGCUGGUCAAUUGACAGAAACGGUGAAGAAAAGGAUCACUUUUGUUGGUUCACCUUUUUGGAUGGCACCUGAACUCAUCAAACAAGCCAGUUAUGAUUUCAAGGCCGAUAUCUGGUCAUUAGGAAUCACGGCAAUCGAGUUGGCUAAUGGAGAACCGCCACAUUCGGAUCUUCAUCCAAUGAGGGUUCUCUUUUUGAUCCCGAAAAACCCCGCCCCUCAACUCCAUGGUCCACAAUGGUCUCGAUCAUUCAAAGAUUUCGUUGAACUCUGUUUGAACAAAGAUCCAGAAAAUAGGCCAACAGCUAAAGAACUUCUUCGACAUUCAUUCAUUCGAAAAGCACGCAAAAACACGAUUCUCAUUGAAGUUAUUGAAAGAGCCGCGGAGUAUCGAGCGAAAGCCGGACAAGCGCACGAUGGUGAUUUGGACGAUGAUGAAAGUAUGGCUGGAACGAUGAACCAAUGGGAUUACCCGACAGUCAAACGUGAUAAGAUUGAUGAUGGUACAAUUCGACAUAAAGGAGAGAAAAAUGCAUUCAAAAGUGGAAAUGAAGCGACACCCCCGGCAACGAUAAAAUCGAGCCUAAAAGUGAGUGAAAUGGCUGAACGAUUGAAAGCGAUUGGAAGGGAAAAAUCGGGAAGUAGAAACGAAUUGCACGAAGCAAGCCCUUCAUCAAGAAACUCACCGGCUACCACUCUUUCUUCGCUCAAUAAUCAUCUCGCUCAAAGUCUUUCUUCUCGAAAUUCUCCUCAUGGAUCAGUUCACAGUUCAUCACCAUCUUCUUCGAUUCAACUAACCAAAAGUGAUCGUUCUGAAAAAGACAGCGGAUAUGGAUCAUCGCUUAGUGAUUCAAGAAAAAUGAAUUUGAAUGGGAAGAGGAAUUCGAUUGAAGAGAUCGAUGCAGUUAGCAGUAGAAAUGAUCCGCAAAGGAAUUCACCGUAUCGACCGUCAAAUGGAUCGGGUGGUCGAAAUAAUGGAACUCCUGCGAGAACACCACUAAAUAAGGGUGCAUUAGAAUAUAGUCUACUGCCAGUGAUUGAAAGAUUAACGAGAACAACAGAUGCCCGAACGGAAAUUGAUGCGCUCGUUUUGGCACUCAAACAGGCUGAAAUCUCGUCUCCGGGAAUCUGCAAUCAACUCGUCGAAGAGAUUCUUUUUUGCAUUUCUGGGCAACAAAUUCCUCAGCCAAAAAUUCAAGCAGCUGCCGAUCGACUUACAAAACGAUCC
Messenger RNA from Mesorhabditis belari, 2442 nucleotides. The record is from the annotation of a GenBank genome assembly. NCBI's taxonomy places the organism in Eukaryota, Metazoa, Nematoda, Chromadorea, Rhabditida, Rhabditidae.